CCUCCAGAAUGGGUUGCCAGUGGCUGAAGAGGAAUAGUAGGCGGGGCCAUCUCUGUUUGAGAGACACGUGUACAGAGGAACCAGGAAGUGGCUGCCGGAAUUGGAGUGUCUGUGAUAGUUUGCUGCGGCUGGGGGAUCCCAGAAGUGGUGAAUGUAGUCAUCCGGCUCGGGAGCACUCAUUAUGUUAUUGGGUUGCAGUCCAGUGUUGCAAGCGGUGCUGGGCACCUUCUUCACCUGGGGAUUGACAGCUGCUGGCUCAGCCCUUGUGUUUGUUUUUUCUAGUGGGCAGAGACGGAUUCUGGAUGGCAGCCUGGGCUUUGCUGCAGGGGUCAUGUUGGCUGCUUCUUACUGGUCCCUCCUAGCACCUGCCAUAGAACUAGCAGAGAAUUCUGGGAAGUUUGGGGCCUUUGCAUUCUUCCCUGUGGUUAUCGGCUUCACUCUCGGAGCAGCAUUCGUGUAUUUCGCUGACCUUCUUCUUCCCUGGCUGGGUGUCAUUGAACAUUCCCAAACAGCUUUGGCUUUGAGCUAUGAUGCAAAGGUGAUGAAAGAGAAGUAUGAGCACCCGUCCACGCAUCAUCAGGAGUAUGAAAACGAGCUGUCCAUCCGGAUAGGUAGAACUGCACUGCAUUCAGACAAAGGUGAAAAUGGGGAACCCUAUCAGAGGAGGAAAGGUGUUGGAGGUUACCAGCCAGAUGCUCCUGCUCCAUCCCAGACUCUUAAAGACAGCACCCUGGUGCCAGUAACCAACAGCUGGAGGCGAAUCAUGCUACUCAUCUUAGCAAUAACAAUACACAAUAUUCCUGAGGGUUUGGCCGUUGGUGUCGGAUUUGGGGCUGUUGGAAAGUCAGCAUCUGCAACCUUUGAAAGUGCCAGGAAUUUAGCAAUUGGGAUUGGAAUUCAGAAUUUUCCAGAAGGCCUAGCCGUCAGCCUUCCCUUGCGUGGGGCUGGAUUUUCAACAUGGAGAGCAUUCUGGUAUGGACAAUUGAGCGGGAUGGUGGAGCCAUUAGCUGGCAUUUUUGGGGCUGUUGCCAUGGUGUUAGCAGAGCCACUCCUCCCCUACGCCUUGGCUUUCGCUGCUGGGGCAAUGGUGUAUGUCGUGGUAGAUGAUAUCAUCCCAGAAGCACAGAUCAGUGGCAAUGGGAAGCUGGCUUCCUGGACCUCCAUUUUAGGAUUUGUGGUCAUGAUGUCUCUGGAUGUUGGACUUGGGUAAUAGGAGAUGCUGUCCUUCCCCAUUUUUGACCUGCAGAAUAUAGUAACAUGAACAAAAUGCACAGCAGAUAUAUUCAAACUGGAGCUUUUGUGUUUUACAUAAUUGUACUGAUCUGGGUUGGUGUUGAUUGCCUUUAAUUAUAUGGACUUAAACAAAAUUGCCAUAGCACUCUAUUGAUUAAAAAAUGCAGAAAGACUCUAGUGUUUCCCCUCUUGCCACUCAAUUAUUUCUUCUUCAUCAGGGAUGUUAGUAUGGAACAUAUCAAUGAAGUGCCAGGGCACGUUUCAUUCCUCCCGUAUUUGAAGCAGGUUUUCCUAUCUGUAAAGAUCAGGCCUUGUCUACUGUUAAUGUCUUUGCUGUGUGUACGCAGAGCUUGUGGUAUGGUAUAAUUGAAAGGGGCAACGAUAAAGAGCUUAAAAUCUUAAAGUCUUCAGUUGACCAUCAGACAGAUGUGCACAAUGCAUACUUGCGGGUCUGGGAAUAUUCAGCUGCAACAAUUGUUGGAAUGGAUAGCAUCAGUUUUAAUCGGUGACAUAAAUGGGAUCUUAGGAACCAUGCUUAAAGAUGAGAGUGUGUGAGCUUUUAUAUAUGCGUAUUGUAAUGGAGGUUUACUUGAAAUGGAAAGGAAUAUCUUUUUUUUUUAAUGGCAGGGUGUUUGUGACAAAUGUUAAGUGAAUAAUGCACUUCUGUCAAGUGUGCAGGCUUCUGAAAUGCUGUAACUGUGGGCCUACUUGAUGCCUAAUAUAACUAAUCUGGCUAAAAAGAUCACCCUCCCAGUUUAGGCAUAUGCCAUUUUGUUUUUCUAGGGGCAAAUAGAAGCCUGUAGAAAUUGCUCAUUUAUGCUCUUGGCACUGCUGACUUGCUCAUAUGCCAUUCCCAGUAUGAGUUAGUGACUCCUUGAAGGCAGAACUGAGCCUUGUGACAGUCCAUGUGCUGCCCUCCCCCCCAGCCACUGUCAACGCAAGCAGCCGAUGGCAGCACUGCCUACAUGUUUUUCCUCCCAUCUGCAUUUUCCAAGCGUUGGGGGAGCGGGGCUUUAAAUAUAAGUGAAUUAAAACAAAACCAAAAAAGCAUUCGACAGGCAAUUGCUCUUUUCUUUUGAUGAAUACAAGGGAAGGGCAGUGAAUUUUCAAACUUUCCAUAUUGAUCUAGCAAUUCGGCUAUAAGUGUUGAGGCCCAGAGCAAAAAAGCACCCCACUGUGCUCUAUAUUGGAAAGACAGCUGAAUUAACAGACAUCUUGGCAGGUCCAGUAAGAGUACUUGGAUCAGUACAUAACAUACUUCUUGUAGUUCAGACCUUCUCGUUUUAUGUCUGCAGCAUUGAUGCUACAGUUUAAACAUCAAGGAUUGUAAUCUGUACCACUGGAGCUGGACUUCCUAUAUGUUGCUACAGACUUCUUCAAAAGAGAGCAGUUGAGAUCUAGUGCCUUGUCCAUGGGUAAGCCAUUUAUGGACACAUUUGGUCCACCAGGGCUUGCCCCUCUAAACUCACAUUGCGGAGGCUCUUUGGCUUCCUCACAAUCCCCAUAUUCUAGACUCCUGGAGCCACGUGCUGACGCAAGCAAGGCCUCCCCAAGCAAGGGCCAUAGAGUUACAAUCAACCAGUAGGUGCUGGUGAGAUGAACUAAACCAAGUGAAAGCCACAAGACUAUUUCUUCGGUGAGGGAAUUUAUCUUUAUGUGCACAGGCCAGUGCAGAAUGGUGUUUACCAGUUGAUCUGACUUUUUAACUGUGAUUUGUCUGAAUAAAAGAAGAGAUUCAGA
Hemicordylus capensis (graceful crag lizard) is the source of this 2973-nucleotide messenger RNA. It is a transcript of the gene SLC39A11, whose product is annotated as solute carrier family 39 member 11. NCBI's taxonomy places the organism in Eukaryota, Metazoa, Chordata, Lepidosauria, Squamata, Cordylidae. Bases 182 to 1210 code for a protein of 342 amino acids. The transcript is spliced from 10 exons. The record is from RefSeq and is a predicted model, not a curated record. Gene Ontology annotation, cellular component: membrane. Gene Ontology annotation, biological process: zinc ion transmembrane transport. Gene Ontology annotation, molecular function: zinc ion transmembrane transporter activity.